GUAAAAUAGAUUAAAGAAAAGAGUGAUGAAAAUUCAUGCAUAAAUACCUUGAAAUAAUUCUUUUGUGACUAUAUAAAAAGAGAGACAAGCUUAGUAUUUACGUUUCAACUAAUUAUUCAUUACAUGAUAGAAAUAUAAUUAGGAAAGAAGGAACAUUAAGCUAUCUAUCUAUAGUUAGCUCUUGCAUUUCUCAUGAACUGUGGAGUCGUGUUGGGUUUCUAUUGUUGGGGUUGGGAGUUCUUAACUGCCCUUCUUCUCUUCUCUUCUCUCUUCUUCUAUCAAUCUUAAAUAUUUUCAUUACCUUCUAUAUUAAUUAAUUAAUUAAUUAGUACUCUCUUAUAUAUAUAUAUUCUCAUCUUCAUAUUUCUUAUAAGAAACAAAUUUUCUCUUACACAUAUAUACAAAGUUGCUAGAGAAAUAUUAAUUCAAAUACAAAAAAAAAAAAAUGGAAGGAGUAGUGAUUAGUGAGAAGGGAUUGUUGGAAUGUGGAAGAAAGUGCACUCCAUCACCUUUCUUGUUGAAGACAUAUAUGUUGGUGGAGGAUCUGGCCACCGAUGAUGUGAUAUCAUGGAACGAAGAAGGAACGGCGUUCGUGGUGUGGCAACCGGCGGAAUUUGCUCGUGAUCUUCUGCCAACACUCUUCAAGCAUAGCAAUUUCUCUAGCUUUGUACGCCAGCUCAAUACCUAUGGGUUUCGUAAAGUUGCAACAAAUAGAUGGGAAUUUUGCAACGAAAAGUUCAAGAAAGGUGAAAGAGAAUUGCUAUCCGAGAUUCGGCGAAGAAGAGCUUGGAACAACAACAAGCAACAUCACACCGUACAAAACCAAGAUUCUGAUGAAGAUCAAAGGUCAUCAUCAACCUCAUCAUCGUCCGGUUAUAUUAAUCUGGUGGAUGAAAAUAAGCGACUGAAGAAGGAGAAUGCGGUGUUGAAUUCUGAACUAACAAGCAUGAAAUGGAAGUGUAAGGAGCUAGUUGAUUUGGUUUCAAUUUAUAACCAAAAAAAGGAAGAGGAUGAAGCUAAUGAGAAUGAUAAAAGGCCAAUGCUGUUUGGAGUGAGACUAGAUGUUCAACAAGGAGAUAGAAGGAUAAAGAGGAAUAGAGCUGAGAUUGGUGAAAACGCAAGUAUUUUGUUGUCUCAAUCAUGCAAAUAGAAAUAUAAAUAAUAAAUAGAAGCCUGAAAACAUAAAUUUAUACAUAGCUACUGUAAAUUAAAGUAAUAAUCAAAUUUGGAAAUCAUACAUAUUGGGUUAAUUAGAUAGGCCUGCAAGUUCCAUCUCUCCCAAUCUGCUACCAAUCUAUGUAUCGUUCCAAUUUUAUCGGAUGUCUCCGUAGAGUUAUCCGAUAAAACUAGAUACCAAUCUGUUAUAUUAGUGCUGGAUAAUUAGAUUAUAUUUCAAGGUUUUUUUCAUAACAGGUUCAAUUGUUACUGAGUUUAUUGUGAUGUGUAUUGUAAAAUAAAAUUGACUAAAUUGUGACUUGUGAGAAA
Molecule: messenger RNA, 1485 nt
Organism: Trifolium pratense (red clover)
Lineage: Eukaryota; Viridiplantae; Streptophyta; Magnoliopsida; Fabales; Fabaceae
Product: heat stress transcription factor B-3
Exons: 2
Coding region: 446-1150 (234 amino acids)
Biological process (GO): regulation of transcription by RNA polymerase II
Cellular component (GO): nucleus
Molecular function (GO): DNA-binding transcription factor activity; RNA polymerase II cis-regulatory region sequence-specific DNA binding
Source: RefSeq, a predicted model, not a curated record